AUGUUUUUAUGGCUUCAAAGUUCUCGAAAAGCAGCCUUACUGAAUCAUAAAAUAAAAGUUACUGCUGGAAGAAACAUUCUGCCAGGGAGAAGGACGGUAAUGACCAUAAGACGGCUAUCAAAAUCAUCAUCAUCAGUUCAAAGAACCCUAAAGACGUCUCGAAAAGAAAUUCACACUCCUAGGAAUGAUUAUGAUGAGCUAAAUGAUCUAUUAUCUGAUUCCGAUGGCUGGGAAGAUGACAUUCACGUUGAAAGAGUAACACCAGUGAUUAAAAAUGGUGUACAAAGUUCUUCGGCAAAAGUACGUAAUGAAUUCUCAGAUGCAGAUGAUUCAAUGAUUUGCGAACUUUUACAAAGCAAGAAGAUUGGAAAAAGUCUUGCUGGUGCUUCAUCGGAACCCUUUCGUCACUACCCACCUCGCAAUUCAUUCUCUAGCCACACGUCUGAUGGGCUGCGGCGACCUAUCGUGGAAAGCACGCAGCAAGGCGACUUGUAUGCAACGGAAGAUAGUAGAUUGCUGCUUUCCCUACUGAGAGGAGAAGAUUCCUCGAGGAUUAGCGAGAACCACAACGCAAUUUCCAAAGGAAAUACCACGAAGAGUGAGCUUGAACAGGCAGGAGUAAGUUUGACACUGGGCACUAAAGACUUGGAAGAAAACUUUCUUCUGGGUGAACUAGACGAGAGGGAAGUAGCCCAAAAUAUUCCAGAAUCUGGAACGGUACUUCUCAAUGAUAUAAGAAACGAAGAUCAGGUUAAAAUUGCAUUAGAAGAAGUCCAAGAUGUUAAACCAUCAAAUGUCAGCAGGAGCAUUGAUAUUGUCAGCGAGCCAGAAGGGGAUAGAAGCUUUGAAAUCGUUGAAGAACCGGAAAGAGUGCAAUAUGCAGAGAAAUUUGCAUUAUUAACUCAGAGACCAGGCUUACAAAGUACUCAAGAACUAGAAAAGAGAUUAAAGCUGAAUCCUAAAGUUAAGAUCAUUGUUCCCGUUAGGCUUAGUAAAGAACAGGAAGACGUUCUUCGCUUGGCCGAAGCUGGCCAUAACAUAUUUUACACAGGAAGUGCAGGAUCUGGUAAGUCAGUGUUACUACGUGAAUUAAUAAAAAUAUUGAAGAAGAAGUACGGAGACGACCAGGUCGCCGUCACGGCAUCUACAGGACUAGCAGCUUGUAACAUUGGAGGUGUGACAGUGCAUUCUUUUGCAGGAGUGGGCUUAGGGAACGGAGAAGUUACUAAGCUUUAUAGAAAAGUCAGGAGAUCAAGAAAGCAUAUGAAACGCUGGGAAUCUGUGAGUGCACUUGUCAUUGAUGAAAUAUCCAUGGUAGACGGAGAAUUACUUGAUAAAAUGGAUUUCAUAGCGCAAAAGAUCCGCAAGAAUCGAAAGCCAUUUGGCGACAUACAGCUUAUAUUUUGCGGGGAUUUCUUUCAGCUGCCGCCAGUUUCUAAAGAUAACAACAAUCCAACUAAAUUCGCAUUCGAGUCAUCUCUCUGGAAAGAAGGCAUAGACAUGACUAUUCUUUUGACCAAAGUUUUCAGACAACAAGGUGAUACCAAAUUCAUCGAGAUGCUGAAUAAAAUGAGAUUAGGACAAAUUGACGCAGAAACAGAAAGAGAGUUCAAAAAACUGAACAGACCAUUACCGCAGGAUGAAAUUAUUCCUGCUGAACUCUACAGUACGAGGUCUGAGGUUGAAAGAGCAAACUAUUCACGAUUAAGCAGGUUACCAGGCAAGGCACAUAUAUUUCACGCGAUUGAUGGUGGUGCACUAGAAGAUAGAGAACUUAGAGAAAAGCUUCUGCAAAACUUUUUAGCGCCUAAAGAGCUACAAUUAAAAAUUGGCGCCCAAGUAAUGAUGAUAAAGAAUAUCGACGCGACCUUGGUUAAUGGGUCUUUGGGUAAAGUAAUUGAUUUUAUCGAUCCGGAAACUUAUAUGUUUUACGAGACUAUAAUAAGAAAUCCAGAUCUUCCAGCAGAAUCAUUAACGAAGCUAAAAGAUAACCCCGAGCUCUUGAAAGAGACUUGGGCAGCAUAUUGUGAAGACGAGGACAAUGAUACCCCAGUGCGCCAAAAAACCAUAAAGGAUGCCUUUUGUAAGAAUGAUCCAGAAGAGUCCGUAGCUCAGCUUGGGGAAUCAAUAUUUGACUUUUUGAAGGAUCAAAGUACUGACGAUAGUGAAACUAGGGAAAAUUUAGAACGUAAGAGAGAGUUGUUGAGGCAAGUCCAUGAGAGUUCAAAGGCAAAGAGAAAAUUACCUUUAGUUCGAUUUAAAACGUCCGAUUUAUCUACAAGAACCAUUCUGGUAGAACCAGAGAGUUGGGCUAUCGAGGAUGACAAUGAAAAGUCAUUGGUAUCCAGAGUUCAAUUACCGUUAAUGUUAGCGUGGUCGUUAUCGAUUCAUAAGUCUCAAGGUCAAACACUUCCAAAGGUUAAAGUGGAUUUGAGAAGAGUUUUUGAGAAAGGACAAGCAUAUGUCGCAUUAUCGAGAGCGGUAUCCAGAGAGGGUCUUCAAGUGCUCAAUUUCGAUAAGUCAAGGAUAAAAGCACACCAAAAAGUUGUCGAUUUCUAUUCAACGUUGGUGACAGCCGAACACGCUAUUAAACAAUUGGACCCUAAAGUGACAACAAGUGAAAAUAACAAAAGGCGUAAAACUGAGCCAGAACCCAACGUGGUGUUGAACCAGAGGCGCACAAGACAAGCCCGAUCGAGGUCCAAGAGUCAAAAUGCUCAGAGUGGCAUAGCUGCAAUGUUACUGCAAAGGGCUAAUGGUAACCAGACGAAUGUGAGGCGGAAUAGGUCAUUAGCUGAAAACCUUGCAACAAUUGAUUCUACUGAAGAGUCGGACAGACAUGCUCUUUGA
Messenger RNA from Torulaspora delbrueckii, 2850 nucleotides. It is a transcript of the gene PIF1, whose product is annotated as DNA helicase PIF1. Bases 1 to 2850 code for a protein of 949 amino acids. Gene Ontology annotation, biological process: DNA repair; telomere maintenance. Gene Ontology annotation, molecular function: ATP hydrolysis activity; DNA helicase activity. Lineage: Eukaryota; Fungi; Ascomycota; Saccharomycetes; Saccharomycetales; Saccharomycetaceae. The record is from RefSeq and is a predicted model, not a curated record. The transcript has a single exon.